AUGUCAAAUCUUAUGGCAAACAAUAAUCACAGUUUUGGUAGCACAAACGCUGACAAAGUGCCAUCACAGAAUACUACAUUACCAAAAUCUCAGCCAGUACGCCUCUUGCAUUUGUGUGAGAGCGACGAUGAUGAUGAUGAUGACGAAAGCGAAGAGAAACCCAUGAAUCUGAAGAUUUAUCAGAUUUGGAUGAGUCAGGAGGAAAAAUCACAGGAUUCUCAUAACUGUACGUUAACUUCCUCAAGGAGCCAAUCUAGCAUUACUCAGAACUUGUCAACAGAACUGAGUUACUUCUUCCACCAUCUUACAAAGAAAUCCCCAUUACAUGCUCAGUCGCAUCACGAAAAUGUUUACAUAUCUGAUAUGUCGAAUAAGAAAAAGGAGGAACACUCUUAUAACACAUUGAUUGAUAAUAAACUGCUGCACAGGAAUAACGAGCAUUUGAAUUUAAGUAAGGAGGACCAGCGCAUAUCCAAGCACGAAGCGAACGAAAAGUGUACACCGGCGAAAAACCCUGCACUGUGCACACAUGUGAAAUCAAGUACACCAUCGUUGAAUGAAAUUCAGGGAACAUCGUUACCUACUCCGAUUAAUCGUUUGGUUUUGGAGACUCCAUUGAAACAUUCGCAAGUCGGUUCAAUGCAUCCGAAUCCAUGCGCAUCUCAUAAACAGCUAUUUCGAACUCCGCAGAAUAAAUUGUCCGACAAUUCAAGCAAAAAUUGCAUUCAGACGCCUUCCACGAUAUUGUCCAGUUGGUGCUACAAUAAUACAAGACAUACACCAUUGGAGGGAAAGAAUCUCGUUGCAAAAGAUCACAUGCAAAUAUCUAGAAAUACGAUCUGUACGCCUGUCGUAGAGAAUUCGGACUUGGCGAG
This is a messenger RNA of Nylanderia fulva, 875 nucleotides long. The record is from RefSeq and is a predicted model, not a curated record. NCBI's taxonomy places the organism in Eukaryota, Metazoa, Arthropoda, Insecta, Hymenoptera, Formicidae.